AUGGCGUUUGCAAAUGCUUACUCUCCGUCAGAGAUUAUCUGUACGUGGACUGUGUAUCGAUUGGUGACAUUUCACGAGUCGAUGUGAAUUUUUCAAAAUACAGUUUAGAAAAAAAUGUGGAAAAACAUCACGAUUUACGUUUUAUUUGUAAUUUUAUUUAAAUUUAUACGGUGUAACAGUAUAAAUAAGUACUCGUUACUUAUGCCAAAUGUUAGACCAAAUAGAGAGGAAUUGUAUUUAUGUACACCUGUUAGAGUGGAUCCUUCUCGAAACUACUAUUUGAUCAGUUUUGAACCAAAUGCAACAAUGGCAAGUGCUCAUCAUAUACUUUUAUAUGGUUGUGGGAAGCCUGGUAGCUCAAAACCUGUAUGGGACUGUGGAGAAAUGAUACAUGGUAUAAAUGAUAAUGAAGUUCCUUGUGCAGAAAAUUCCCAGAUAUUGUAUGCUUGGGCUAGAGAUGCUCCAACAUUAAUUUUGCCAGAAGGAGUAGGUUUCAAAGUUGGCGGGGACUCGCCAAUUAAAUAUUUGGUUCUUCAAGUUCAUUAUGCGCAUGUUGCAAAAUUUCAAGAUGGUAGAACCGAUGAUUCUGGUGUAUUUCUGUAUUAUACAUUACGUCCGUUAAAUAAAUUAGCUGGUGUUCUACUUCUGGGAACUUCAGGUGUUAUACCAUCUCACAGUACAACAUACAUGGAAACAGCUUGCACGAUAAAAGAGAACAAAACUAUUCAUCCUAUUGCGUAUAGGACGCAUACUCAUUCACUUGGGAAAGUAGUUUCUGGAUAUUUGGUAAAACCAGAUUACACUUGGAUAGAAUUAGGCAAAAGAGAUCCUUUGACACCACAAAUGUUUUAUCCUGUACAUAAUAAAGUUACUGUUAGUCAGGGUGAUCAAAUAGCAGCUCGCUGUACUAUGCAUAGUACACGUGACAGUUGGACACUUAUUGGUGCUACGAAAUCUGAUGAAAUGUGUAACUUUUAUUUGAUGUAUUAUGUUGAAAAUGACGAACCACUGGCCAUGAAAUAUUGCUUUACCAGUGGCCCUCCUACUUAUUAUUGGAAAGAUAAUGGUCUAUUUAAUAUUCCUACUAUAGAGGCAUCUAGUUUAUAAUAAUAUUGAUGUCCUGGUUAAAAAUUGGCACAGAUCUGCGGCUGUUUAUAACGGAAGUAUUUUAUCUAUUUGUUAUAAAAUAGAAUCUGUUUUACAUUUGUGGUAAAUUUUUGCAUUUAAGUUGACAUUACUCGUACUUUAUUUAUUUUUUUUACAAUGUAAUAUGCAUUGUUAUUUAUUAAUUUUUGUUACAAAUAGUCUGUAUUCAAGAAGAACUAUUUAAUUAGUUUUAUUAUUAAUUAUUAUUAAUUAAUUUUAUUAUUUUAUUAGAUGCGUUUUGUAUAAUGAUAUUUUACUAUUCAAUUGUAAAGAAAUUUAACAAGAUUUGACAUUGUGCCUGAGAACAAUCAAGAUUUUUCUAAUGUACCUGCUAUUAUUUUCAUCUGAUAAUUGUUGUUCAUAUACAAUGAAAACACAACAUUGUCUCCAGGUAAAUUCUACCAUUUCUAUUGAGAAACUUUUAAUUUAUGAAAAUUAUGCCAUCACUAUUUUUAUGCCAUAACUAUAUACAUCUGUUAAUACAAAUCAUUUGGGUUUAUAUAAUAUUUUUCGAAACUCGGUGACGCUUCGAGAGUUAGUAUAAGAGAAUAUCAGUAAAAUUAAACAUAACUGAAAGUAAAAUAUUUUCACAAUAUAUCAUAUCGCAAUUAUGACGUAACUUUAUUUUAUCUAUAACUGUAACAAAUAAAAUAAAAUUUAUUUUGAAAGUUGUACAAGAGAUCCACAGGUGCGUUUCUAUGAAUAUUUUUUUAACAUAUAUUGUUUCGA
Messenger RNA from Frieseomelitta varia, 1875 nucleotides. It is a transcript of the gene Phm, whose product is annotated as peptidylglycine alpha-hydroxylating monooxygenase. Gene Ontology annotation, cellular component: extracellular region; membrane. NCBI's taxonomy places the organism in Eukaryota, Metazoa, Arthropoda, Insecta, Hymenoptera, Apidae. Gene Ontology annotation, biological process: peptide metabolic process. The record is from RefSeq and is a predicted model, not a curated record. Gene Ontology annotation, molecular function: copper ion binding; oxidoreductase activity, acting on paired donors, with incorporation or reduction of molecular oxygen, reduced ascorbate as one donor, and incorporation of one atom of oxygen. The coding region runs from base 115 to 1107 and encodes 330 amino acids. The transcript is spliced from 3 exons.